AUGGCCGACCAUACAGUCGACGAGCAGGCGCCUCUGCUUGGGGCUGGCUCCAGACGCGUCCCGCCGGCGGACGCAGCAGCACCACCAUCACAACAGACAGCAUCAUCCUCUUCCGCGGCAUGCUUACAAAGGCUCGCCCGCCGUGUCGUCCGCUUGACAAUAGCCGAACGGGUCGUCCUCGUUGACUUUGUCUUUAUUUUCAUUGUCCACGUCGCCGCUGGCACCGCCAUUCCAGCCAUCAGCAGCAUGAUCGAGGCCAUUAUCUGCCGCCAGCGCUACGGCGACACAUGGGUCGUCGGCCCCGGCGGCUCCGGCAGGGCCGCAGAUCCCCGCUGCAAAGCCCCCGCUAUCCAGGGCCGUCUGUCGCAAGUGCUCGGCUGGCAGACCGCGCUCGAGUGCAUCCCCAACAUUCUCUUCUCGCUGCCCUACGGCAUCUUGGCCGACAACCUGGGCCGCAAACCCGUUCUGCUGCUGGCCUGGGCCGGGCUCACCUUCCAAUAUGGGUGGUACUUGACCGUAUUUUACUUUGCGAGUGUCUUUCCGCUCCGGGCGCUCUGGCUCUCGCCGCUGUUUGGGUCUGUCGGCUGCUUCCAGUCCGUUGGUCCGGCCAUGGCGUUCACGGUGCUGGCCGACGUCACGCCGCAGGCCGAGCGUGCCAACCGCUACUUCCGGCUGACGGCCGUAUUCCUGGUGGCCGAACUCAUUGCCAACCCCUUGAGUGGCACGCUGCUGCUGUGGGGUGGCCACUGGAUGCCGCUGAUGGCAGCUUUCGUGGCCUUGCUUGUGAGCGGCCUGGUGCUGCUGCUGCUGCCCGAGACGCUCCACUUUGACCCGACGGCUGGCAAGGCAGCCGCAGUUGGUUCUGGGGAGACGGCGUCAGUACGUGCCGCCUCGGACUCGGACACGUGCGCCGAUGACGACCCGCCGCCGUCCGCUGUCGCGAUAUCACCCCCGCCGAAGAGGAGUCAAAUUGGCUCUGCCUGGCAGAGAUUCCUGCACCUGCUGCGCACGGACGCUCGCGCCACCUCGCUUUUCAUGCUCCGCAACCGCCCGCUCCUGCUGCUCUUGCUCCCCUUUGUCUCGUCCACCGUCGCCCGUUUUGCGCAGACCCUGUUGCUCCAGUACGCCACCGAACGAUACGCCUGGUCCUGGAGCCAGGCCGCCUUCUUGUUGACCAUCGGCAGCACCACCAAUCUCGUGCUCUGCGUCGUCCUCCUCCCGCUGGCGAGCACCGUGCUGCUCAAGAGCGGGCCCCUCCUUGGCAUCGACGGCUCCCCUCUCCGCAAGGACCUCUGGAUUGCCCGUGUUUCGGGUACCUUGAUUGUGUUUGGCGCGCUCCUCAUUGCCUUUGCCGCCACGCCUUGGCUGCUGUCCAUGGCCCUCGUCGUCUUUUCGCUGGGCGGCGGCUACUCGCCUGCCAUGCGCAGCCUGCUGAACGCCUUUGUCGAGCCGCACCACUUGGCCAUGCUCAACGCCUUGCUGGGCCUGCUCGAGUACAGCGGCAUCAUGGUCACCACGCCCGUCCUGUUUGGCGCCCUGCAGCGCGGCGUCGUACUCGGCGGUCUCUGGGCGGGCUUGCCGUUCAUCAUUGCGGCAGGCGUGUGCUUCGUGGGCACGUUCGUCGUGGUCGUCUUCCGCAUCCCGCUGCCGAUGCUCCAGAGAGAAGCAGGGCUGGCGGCCGAGACAGAGGCCCGGCGACAGCCGGAUGAGAGCACAGCGUCGUCCGCGUCGGAAACCGAGGUUGUGUAA
Sporothrix brasiliensis 5110 is the source of this 1749-nucleotide messenger RNA. RefSeq names its product major facilitator superfamily transporter. Gene Ontology annotation, molecular function: transmembrane transporter activity. The record is from RefSeq and is a predicted model, not a curated record. Gene Ontology annotation, cellular component: membrane. The coding region runs from base 1 to 1749 and encodes 582 amino acids. Gene Ontology annotation, biological process: transmembrane transport. The transcript has a single exon. NCBI's taxonomy places the organism in Eukaryota, Fungi, Ascomycota, Sordariomycetes, Ophiostomatales, Ophiostomataceae.